Molecule: messenger RNA, 2353 nt
Organism: Suillus plorans
Lineage: Eukaryota; Fungi; Basidiomycota; Agaricomycetes; Boletales; Suillaceae
Product: cytochrome P450
Exons: 6
Coding region: 371-1936 (521 amino acids)
Biological process (GO): sterol metabolic process
Molecular function (GO): oxidoreductase activity, acting on paired donors, with incorporation or reduction of molecular oxygen; iron ion binding; heme binding
Source: RefSeq, a predicted model, not a curated record
AAAACUCACCUUUCCUACCAACGUCCUCACAUCAUUCUAUUGAAUUCACCAUGACGAUUAAAGUCGCAUCAAUUUGGACAGCCAGGCGACUGGCCUGGUGAAUGACAUCCUGGCUCAAAUGGAAAUUCAGGAGAUGUAGUAUCGCAACGGGAUACCUAGGGAGUUUGAUGGCUUCCGUUGGCGACAUUCUUACACAGGAAGAACAUCUUUGGCCCAUCGACUGAUUUUGUAGUCCAGCCAAUCAAAAUCAUCCAAUGUUUUGUUUUCCUUAAAGCCUUUGAGUUUGUUCUCGGCGACCCUCGUUACGCUUAUUCCUUCUACAGUCAAAAUUACGAACAGUACUUCUGGUCACCUCUUCGCUUGAUUGGCUAUGGCAUCAUUUAUCCGCCAAUUCACCUCUUCCGCGGUACUGCCUAUAGCAUCUUCCACCUCCAACUCAUUCGUUGAUAUUCCCAUCCCAUCAUUCAUUAUUUCUAAUUCAAAGUCUGCAACCUGGUUGUAUACAACCGUUGCCAUCGUCGGUGCUCUCCUCUUGCUUGAACAGUCGGUUUACAGAUCCAAGAAGAAGCACUUACCUGGCGACUCAUGGACAAUCCCAAUUAUUGGAAAGUUUGCAGACUCCAUGAAACCAACCAUGGAGGGCUACAUGAAACAGUGGAACUCUGGCGCCUUGAGUGCUAUAAGCGUGUUUAACAUUUUCAUUGUCAUGGCUUCAUCUAAUGAGUAUUCGCGGAAAAUCCUGAAUUCUCCAGCUCACGCUGAGCCUUGCCUGGUGCACUCAGCAAAGCAAAUUCUCAUGCCUGACAAUUGGGUAUUCCUAAAUGGGAAAUCUCAUGUCGAGUACCGCAAAGUCCUGAACACUUUGUUUACCCGUAAAGCUCUUAGUAUCUACAUUGGUAUUCAGGAUGCGAUUGCUCGCAAACACUUCAGUCAAUGGCUUGCUGAUGCGCAGAAAGAUCCUUCACCACAGUCUAUUAUGAUGACCGCGCGUCACCUCAAUAUGAUCACUUCCCUUCGUGUUUUCUGCGGCAAUCACAUUCCCGAGCAUGGCGCUAUUGAGAUAAGCGAGAAGUACUGGGACAUCACGCAAGCCCUCGAACUCGUCAACUUCCCUUUGGCCGUCCCUGGUACAAAAGUAUACAGAGCCAUACAAGCCCGCAAGGUCGCCAUCAAGUGGUUGGAACUUGCCGCAUCCAAGGCCAAAACCUCCGUCGCCGAUGGCUGCGAGCCUGAAUGCAUGUUGGACGAAUGGGUCAAAGAAUUGGAGGCCCCAGGAUACAAGGGCCGUAAGGAUUUCAGCGACCGCGAGAUGGCUAUGGUUGUGUUCUCAUUCUUGUUUGCGUCGCAGGAUGCUAUGAGUAGUGGGUUGAUUUACGGGUUCCAGCACUUGGCAGACAAUCCCGACAUUUUGGCCAAAAUCAGGGAAGAACAGUACCGUGUUCGUGCCGGAGAUGUCGACAAACCAUUCACCCUUGAAAUGCUCGAGCAAAUGCCAUACCUGAAGGCGUUUGUCAAGGAGAGCAUGCGUGUCAAGCCUCCCGUAACCAUGGUUCCUUACAGGACAACAAAGGCUUUCCCUAUCUCUAACGAUUAUACUGUUCCCGCAAAUAGCAUGGUGAUACCCUCAUUCUACAACUCCCUGCAUGAUCCCUCUGUUUUCCCCGAGCACGAUAAGCUCAUCCCUGACCGUUGGCUCGAUCCCAACAGCUCCGCUAACACGAACCCGAGGAACUACUUGGUCUUUGGUAGCGGACCCCACAAAUGCGUUGGUAUAGAGUACGCGACGAUGAACAUUGGACUAGUUCUUGCCACCGCGAGCGUGUUGAUGGACUGGGAGCACCAUGUUACACCCGAAAGCGAUCAGGUCCAAAUCAUCGCAACUUUGUUCCCUAAAGACGGAUGCCUCAUGAAGUUUACCUCCCGUCCACGACCCUGAUUUGUUUUAGCAUAUGGCUUUUGUUUAUACCCCCCAUUAGGAUUUGCAUUUAAUUUUCUUAGAUACAUUCAUCAUCAUUCUUGGGCUGGAAUCAUAGGUUCUACAUAUUUUUGGACAGACGCGGAUCGUGGCAGCCAGCAUAUCGGGAGUGAUUGCGACCCUAUAUUAUGCAUCGCGACGUGGCUUUCGCUGCGGCAGAGAGUACACUCCCCGGAUUAAGCAAGAGGUUUUUCGCAAAACCUCCUUGAUCAUUUUUCCAAAGUUACGGGGCAGGCCGACAUACGUUCACAAGUAAAUACUAGUUUAUCUACAGCACACAUAUUUACAAGCUUCAACAGCUGUUGUGAAUCAAUUCAUCGUGUUUGAAAACUUUGACAAAUACUCGGUACGGCGAGUCAACAUCUUUAGUUACAGUUG